Vigna unguiculata (cowpea) is the source of this 783-nucleotide messenger RNA. Its product is annotated as spindle pole body-associated protein. The record is from RefSeq and is a predicted model, not a curated record. NCBI's taxonomy places the organism in Eukaryota, Viridiplantae, Streptophyta, Magnoliopsida, Fabales, Fabaceae. Gene Ontology annotation, cellular component: chloroplast.
UCCUUUUAUUUACAGGGUUUGCAGUUGCAGACAGUAGUAACCGGCGUUCUUUGAAACGAUGAUAACACUCAUGUCGGUGUUGCCAUUUCCACUCUCCAAUAGAUUACCCACACAAACACACAAUCCCAAUUCGCAUCACCGUUUUCCUUCUUCCUUCACUUUCCCCACAUCGUUCCCCAACAAAACCAUCGUCUUUGGUAUCAAUCCCAGCGAUUCCAAAGACCCUUCUUUCUUCGACGAAAAUGGCGUGGUCAACGACAUGGAGGGUUACCUCAACCACCUCUCCCUCGAAUACGAUUCUGUUUGGGACACCAAACCCUCUUGGUGUCAACCCUGGACAAUAGCGCUCACGGGGCUUGCAGUUAUUGCCAUUAGUUGGUUGAUUUUGAAUUCUCUCUUAGUCACUUCGUUUGUAUCGUCGCUAAUAUGUGCAUGGUGGUACAUUUUCCUCUAUUCUUAUCCCAAGGCAUAUUCAGAGAUGAUUGCUGAGCGCAGAGAAAGAGUUACAAAUGGUGUUGAAGACACAUUUGGUCAAGGGAAGAAGAAUCAGUGAUUCGUAUUAUUCUUACCCGAGUUGUAUCCAUCUUUUACGCCUUCUUUCCUCGCUCUGUGUAUCUGUUUGUAUUUGUAUAUUCAAUUACUGAGUAGUACGUGUUCGUAUUACUGCCAAUUGGCUUGGAGAUAACAGGGUGAUGUACAAGUCUUGAUGAUAAAUAUUUGACCUUGUCUUCUCACACUGGACGCGCAUGGUAUGAACUUAUGAUUUAUUUUGGUUGAAUUAAA